Striga asiatica is the source of this 426-nucleotide messenger RNA. NCBI's taxonomy places the organism in Eukaryota, Viridiplantae, Streptophyta, Magnoliopsida, Lamiales, Orobanchaceae. The record is from the annotation of a GenBank genome assembly.
AUGAGUGUCAUGGGAAUUAAUCUAACCACCUUGAGGCCAGAGCCUUGUGUGGAGGGGUACUCAACACCUGGUGGAUACUCCUCAAAGGCUGUCCAUCCUAUUGCGCUUGCAAAAGUGAUGAACAUUGCACAAAUGAUGAAAAAUGAAUUUGGCGAAAAAGACUAUUCCCUUUCUGCCAUUGGAGGUGUUGAGUCGGGUGCUGAUGCGGCUGAGUUCAUACUCUUGGGAGCAAAUACAGUCCAGGUAUGCACUGGUGUUAUGUUGCAUGGAUACGGCCUCGUGAAGAAGCUUUGCUCAGAGCUACAGGAUUUCAUGAAGAAGCACAAUUUUUCAUCCAUAGAAGAUUUCAGGGGGACAUGUGUCAAUACACUAUUGGUGAAUAAGUGUGGAUGGCUCUAUAAGCCGAGCCAUCCGAUGACUCCAUAG